ACCAAAUAAUUUCUCCUCUUCCAUUGCUUAAGAGCGUUGAAGUUAUUAAUGAACAAAGAGAGCGAAAGAUGAUGAUUGCUGGAGGAGAGGAGUGCGAUUCUUCGAAGAAACCCGUUGAAAUCCCUCGCUAUGGGACUUUCGCACAGGCAGCUGUACCACCCGUCGCUCCUCUUCGCGGUUCUCCUCAUUUGUACCAACAGCAACCCAAGCUCCCUCCAGCUCAACUGCCCGCUUACCAAGUCAUACCUGUGGGAUACCAAUCCAUCCCUUAUGCGGUAGUGGCAGAGGGCAUACCCAUCAGAGAGCAUCGCCUUCCAUGCGGUGGCAUUGGUAUUGGAUGGGUUUUGUUCUUGUCUGGCUUCUUGCUUGCUACGGUUCCAUGGUAUAUUGGGGCUUUACUUUUUCUUGUUGGAGCCCUGGAUCAUCGAGAGAAACCUGGAUUGGUUGCAUGCACCGUUGCUGCAGUUCUUGCAGCAGUGCCGAUCUCUUUUAAAACUUUCUUUGAUUAUUUUUCUUAAUGGCAUUCAACUGAUAAGCAUGUGGGUUCGUUGGAGUGUGGCUCGUAUAUUUGUACUGCUAUUCAUCAAAUGUUUUCAAGAAUAAAUAUUUGAUCUGCUUGUUCGUGUAUUUGGUAUCAGGUUGUCUAUGAUCUCUUGCUUUGUGUUAUCCUCAUUGUGAUUAUUUGCUAUAUUACUUUCAAGCAUUGUUUGAUCCAGUUUUAUGUCAAAUGAUCUGUUGCAUUGAUGCAAGUAAAUACAGUGUUGUGUGGUCAGUUGAUUUCU
This is a messenger RNA of Dendrobium catenatum, 782 nucleotides long. RefSeq names its product 60S ribosomal protein L18a-like protein. NCBI's taxonomy places the organism in Eukaryota, Viridiplantae, Streptophyta, Magnoliopsida, Asparagales, Orchidaceae. The record is from RefSeq and is a predicted model, not a curated record. The coding region runs from base 69 to 518 and encodes 149 amino acids. The transcript is spliced from 4 exons.